AGAGGGUAGAGCAGUGUGCGUGCAUAACGACAUGAUACGACGUGAGGCGAAAAAACAAAGUAUAACUGACGUGUCCUAAUAAGAAACAACGUGGCAAUACGGUAGUAUGGUCGCUUGAGCUCUCAGUAUUCGCGUGCUUUUCACUGAAACCGCUCACUUUCGUGCGUUUCUCCCACACGUUGAUGCUCGCAAUGCUCAUUCAAAACGCGACGAAAGUGAGCGAAUCAGUGUGAUACACCUGUUCGCUUCCGAUUUACAAGUUUCGAGUGAAGGUUAUGUUCUCGGUGGUCGCGUCUUCGGUCACGUCCCGUGAAGGUUGACUCAAAUCACACGCCUGUUCGCUGUUUAUAAUCAACGUGUCGUACAACCGCGAAAGCCACACCGAUGCCCGCGACCACGUCAUUGCAAUAUGCGGUGACGAGUGCGGAUUCUAACUCAUUAGAUCAUCGGCGAUAACCUUGAAAAUCGUCGUCUAACAAGGCAUUUAACGUGUAAACGUGGCACAUAAUUAUCGCGUCUAACGCAAACUUGCGAGACCAGGUGCGCAAAGAACGUAUGGAUUGUCGUUGACCCGUUGAACUUCGCACGGCUGUCAGCAUGAGGAGGAAACUGGAUAAGGAUGACAGCGUGGAGGACGGUAUCGUCGACACAAACAACGUUCAAGAGCCUUCCGAUUUGCGAGGCGACGAGAAAAACAUUGCGAUUUUGUUCUUCUUGUAUUUGCUGCAGGGAAUCCCACUGGGACUAUGCGGCUCAAUUCCUAUGUUGUUGCAAAAUAGAGGGGUUUCCUAUCGGCAACAGGCAGAAUUUAGUUUUGUACAGUGGCCAUUCUCAUUGAAACUCUUUUGGGCACCCAUAGUAGACUCGAUUUUCUCCAAAAAGUUUGGCAGAAGAAAAACAUGGUUAAUCCCAACCCAGUAUCUAAUGGGUAUGUUCAUGCUCCUUCUGUCGAAUUAUGUCGAUUAUUGGUUGGGUAAAGAGCAUGAGAAACCAAACAUCGAAAUGUUGACUGCGUUAUUUUUCGCUUUGAACGUGCUCGCCGCAACUCAGGAUAUCGUGGUAGACGGCUGGGCGCUCACGAUGCUUAAAAGGUGCAAUGUUGGAUAUGCGUCCACUUGUAACAGCGUCGGCCAAACAGCGGGUUAUUUCGUCGGUUAUGUUCUUUUUAUUUCACUGGAAUCUGCCGAAUUUUGCAACAAUUACCUGAGAUCAACCCCUUCGGACGAAGGCAUUCUGACUUUGCCUGGGUUCCUGUAUUUCUGGGGCUGGACUUUUAUCGUCACGACGACAUUCAUAGCAUUAUUUAAGCACGAAGGCAAAGGUAGAAUCCCGAGGGGGGAGGAGCUGAACAUGGAUAUUAAGCACGCAUACAAAUUGUUAUGGGACAUUGUAAAAUUACCAGCUAUCAAGACCACGAUUAUAUUUCUAUUGACGGCAAAGAUCGGAUUUUCAGCGUGCGACGCAGUGACUGGAUUGAAACUCAUAGAAGCUGGUAUACCGAAGGAAAAAUUCGCGUUUAUGGCGGUGCCCAUGAUACCGCUGCAGAUCAUCUUGCCGUUGGUGAUCUCAAAGUACACCGCUGGACCAAGGCCUAUGGACGUUUAUGUGAAGGCUAUGCCUUAUAGGUUGAUGUUCGGCGUAAUAGCCGCGUUUUUGGUGUGGGUUACACCGCUGGUGAUGAUCAACGGACACGUGCCUGCAUAUUACUUCGUUGUGUUGAUAGGUCUCUACUUCAUACACCAGAUAUCCGCAAGCAGCAUGUUUGUGGCGUCGAUGGCCUUCUUCGCGAAAGUAAGCGACCCGGCGGUUGGCGGCACCUACAUGACGUUGCUCAAUACUUUGUGCAACCUCGGCGGAAACUGGCCCGCGACGGCUGCACUUUGGUUCGUCGAUCCCUUGACAUUUAGGCAAUGCAGCACCGACUAUACAAACGACUGCAGCACACUGACAGAGAGAGAGCUCUGUGCGAAUACCGACAACGGCACUUGUGUGAUGCAGCUCGACGGUUAUUACAUAGAAAGUAUUCUCUGCUUAAUUAUUGGUAUCUCUUGGCUCAGGUGGGGCCGUAGAAAAAUUAACGCGUUACAGGCUGAGCCGAUGUCCGCGUGGAAAAUCGUACUCUCCCGUAAUAACAGAUAACAUAUCAAUCGUCGUUACGAAUCCGUUAAUAUCAGGUACCUGUAACCCAUUAUUCUUCGACGAGUUGAUGCGUAUGUACAUGCCGCAUGUUGGGAUGCGCCAUUUCCUGCACGUUUAACCAAGUGUUCCAAUUUUACAAAUCGGGCACGGGGCGAAAUUGAAUUGAUAAACGAUUUAUUCGUCUUGGAAAGUACAAUGUAUGUUAUUAUUAUGGAAUAUGUACAGAAUAGACAGAGAUCCCAUAAGAAUAAUCGUGGUAUAACGUUAGAAAAUAAAAAAAAUGAAUACGGCUUAUAUAAAAGAAAAGUGUAGAUCUCUGAUGAUUCUCAUCCUUGUUUCGUUUGGGCACAAAAUUUUAGUGAUGUUGAAAUGCAUUUGGUAUAUAGUAUGUACAGUAUACAGUAUGUACAUAUA
This is a messenger RNA of Harpegnathos saltator (Jerdon's jumping ant), 2553 nucleotides long. RefSeq names its product acetyl-coenzyme A transporter 1. The transcript has 8 exons. Gene Ontology annotation, molecular function: acetyl-CoA transmembrane transporter activity. Bases 598 to 2139 code for a protein of 513 amino acids. Gene Ontology annotation, cellular component: membrane. Lineage: Eukaryota; Metazoa; Arthropoda; Insecta; Hymenoptera; Formicidae. Gene Ontology annotation, biological process: acetyl-CoA transmembrane transport. The record is from RefSeq and is a predicted model, not a curated record.